UCAAGGCGUGCGGGGGCGGAAGCGGCGGUGGCAGUGGCGACCGCAGUGGCUGUCAGAGCUGGAGAGGGGUAGGGCGGAGCAGCCAUGGAGGGUCAGCGCUGGCUGCCUCUGGAGGCCAAUCCCGAGGUCACUAACCAGGUGAGUGGAGGUGUCUGUCACUCAGGACCCCGGAGUCCUUUCUACCUGUUGGCCAGCAUCCCUGCCCGUCUCCAUCUCCAUGCCCCUUAGGGGCCUGGGAUUUCAAUCCUUUCUCAGGCAGUUAGGUCUACAACCUAACUGGCAAUUUGUUGAUGUAUAUGGAAUGGAUCCUGAACUCCUUAGCAUGGUUCCAAGACCAGUCUGUGCAGUGCUGCUUCUCUUCCCUAUUACAGAAAAGUAUGAAGUAUUCAGAACAGAAGAGGAGGAAAAAAUAAAAUCUCAGGGGCAGGAUGUUACAUCAUCAGUGUAUUUCAUGAAGCAAACAAUCAGCAACGCCUGUGGAACAAUUGGACUGAUCCAUGCUAUUGCUAACAACAAAGACAAGAUGCACUUCGAAUCUGGAUCAACCUUGAAAAAAUUCCUGGAGGAGUCUGUUUCAAUGAGCCCUGAAGAAAGAGCCAGAUACCUGGAAAACUAUGACGCUAUUCGAGUUACUCACGAGACCAGUGCCCAUGAAGGUCAGACUGAGUCCUCCUCGCCAUCCUCAUCACAGCCUCAUUCUAGCCACUGCAGAACGAAGGCCUCAUCAUUGUGUCACCAUGCAUCCCUGGCCUGGGUCAAACGUAACCACAUAGGCCCUGCAAAGGCUGCCAGUCCAUCUCUUCGUCUUCGUCGCUGGCGACCCUUCUUACGCCUACCAUCUUUGGGUCUCCAUUCUGUUGCGCCAAGUAUAGAUGAAAAAGUAGAUCUUCAUUUUAUUGCCUUAGUUCACGUAGAUGGGCAUCUCUAUGAAUUAGAUGGACGGAAACCAUUUCCAAUAAACCAUGGCAAAACUAGUGAUGAAACUUUGUUAGAGGAUGCCAUAGAAGUUUGCAAGAAGUUUAUGGAACGUGACCCUGAUGAAUUAAGAUUUAAUGCAAUUGCUCUUUCUGCAGCAUAGCUUGUUCAUAAUGGAAACACCAAAUACUGUAUUAUUUGCAACAAAAUUAAACUUCUGCUGCCAUACACUAACUCAAAAGUUUUGAUAUUUUCCGUAACUUGACUGAUUAAACUUUGUGUGAAUUAAACUUUGA
Loxodonta africana (African savanna elephant) is the source of this 1211-nucleotide messenger RNA. RefSeq names its product ubiquitin C-terminal hydrolase L3 (gene UCHL3). The coding region runs from base 218 to 1078 and encodes 286 amino acids. Gene Ontology annotation, molecular function: cysteine-type deubiquitinase activity. NCBI's taxonomy places the organism in Eukaryota, Metazoa, Chordata, Mammalia, Proboscidea, Elephantidae. The record is from RefSeq and is a predicted model, not a curated record. Gene Ontology annotation, cellular component: cytoplasm. Gene Ontology annotation, biological process: protein deubiquitination; ubiquitin-dependent protein catabolic process. The transcript is spliced from 10 exons.